Stegodyphus dumicola is the source of this 1938-nucleotide messenger RNA. RefSeq lists its product as uncharacterized. Gene Ontology annotation, molecular function: RNA polymerase II C-terminal domain phosphoserine binding. Gene Ontology annotation, biological process: transcription elongation by RNA polymerase II; positive regulation of transcription elongation by RNA polymerase II. Lineage: Eukaryota; Metazoa; Arthropoda; Arachnida; Araneae; Eresidae. The record is from RefSeq and is a predicted model, not a curated record. Gene Ontology annotation, cellular component: nucleus; Cdc73/Paf1 complex.
UUUUCUUAUUUAUUAUUUGUAUUCAGUUGAUUGUUAAAAUAUUCAUUUCCUUUUUCUUUCAUUCCCAAUCAAGAAUUGGUAUCUUAGUACAAAUAUAUUAUACAAAGAAAUAUAAUUUCUAAAAUGAAAGACACUGGUAUUGAUUUAUUUUGGAGAUGCAGAUCAUAGUUUACCGAAGAUAUCCUAUUUUCCACCCUCAGAGUCUUUAGAAUUACAAUUUACAACACGUGUGCUAUAUUUGCCAUUUAGACAUGCAUUUUCUAAUAAUGAGUUUCUCAUAAGUGGGAAAAAAAAUCAAAGAACGUCCUGGAGAAUUAAGUAUAUACGUAGUUUCGCAGUAUUUUUGUUUACAUAUUUACGUAUCUGUUUUCACUGUAUCUUUUACUUAAGUAAUAGACAUCUUCAGCAACGUUUAUCGUUAGAGGUGAUUGAAAAAUGGAUGAAUUAUACAGUAGUGAUGAUUCUGCAGAUGAGAGGCCUAGAAAACAUAAAUCUCCAGAACAGAGUGCUCAAUCUGAUGAUGAACAAAGUGAUCAAGAGUCUGGAAAUGGACAGGCAGCUCAUUCAGAACAAGAAAGUGAAAGAUCUGAUGCAAAUGAAAGUGAUUCUGAUGCAGAAGAUAAAAGUUCGCCAGUUCGUAAACAGAAUGAUUCAGAUGAUGGAUCUCAUGGUCAAGAUUCUGAUGCUGAAUCUGAAGCACAGAGGUCAGAUGCUUCUGAAGAGCAACGUUCUGAGAAUGAAUCUGAUAAGCAUGGGUCUGAUGAAGAAGAAGCAGAGGAACAUAAUGAUUCUGAUAUAGAACUUGACGAAGAGAGAGUAGCUUACAAAAGAAAAUAUCAAUCAGCUCGUAGCACAUCUCCUCAAAGUGAAGCACAGUCAGAAGCUGAGCAAUCUGAAGCUGAGUCAGGAAAGCAGAGUCCAGCUGCAUCUGACAAAGAAAGUCAUCAAGGAGACCAAUCUGAAGAUGCUCAUUCAGAAGCUGAAGCCAAUUCAGAUGCUGAAGCUCACUCAGAUGCUGAAGCUCACUCAGAUGCUGAAGCCCACUCAGAAGCUGAAGCCCACUCAGAAACUGAAGCCCACUCAGAAACUGAAGCCCAGUCAGAAGCUGAAGCCCACUCAGAAACUGAAGCCCACUCAGAAGCUGAAGCUCACUCAGAAGUUGAAGCCCACUCAGAUGCAGAAGCUCAUUCAGAUGCUGAAGCGCAUUCUGAAGCUCAUUCAGAUGCUGAAGCACAUUCUGAAGCUCAUUCAGAUGCUGAAGCCAAUUCUGAUGUUGAAGCCCAUUCAGAAGCUGAGGCUCAUUCAGAGGAAGAGAAAUCUGAAGCAGCUUCUGAAAAUGAAGCAUCUGACCAUGAAAAUAAAUCAGCUGCCAGUGACAAUGAAGUACCAUUACGAAACCGACAAGUCCUGAGCAGUGAUGAGGACAGAGAUUCUGAUGAUGAAGCUGUUAACAGGGAGCAGCAUUCUGCAGCUGAAAAUGGCAAGUCCUCAGACAGAGAUGAAUCUGGCCAUGAAUCUGAAGAUGAAAGGAAGAAUACUUCUUCAGCAAAAUCUGAAAAUGAAAACUCAAGUGCUGCAUCUGAAGCUGAAAAUUCAGAUGAAGAAAUUAAGCCAAGAAAGAGACAAAAAAUAAGCAAUGAUGAUGACUUAGAUUCAGAAGAGGAGGUUCAGAAAAGAAAAAGCAGUAGUGGUAAUGAAGAUGCAUCAGCUGAUGAAUCAGAUGUAAAGUCUAAAAGGAAAAGAAAAUUAAGUAGUGAUGAAGAAAAUGAAUCAGGCCAAGAUUCAGAUAAUGAACAAAAGAAAAGGAAGAAGAUAAAGUCUGUUAUUGAAGAUGAUUCAGAUCAAGGUUCUGAUGCAGAAAACCAAAUGAAUGAACAGGAGGCAUCUGAUGGAGGUUUGUGCUUCUAUUACUGUACUAUCUGAUUUCCUAUUCUUGAU